UCAGAGCAUGACAGCGCGCAUUGCGGUAGGACUGCGACAGCGUGUCGUGGCGUUCGAGCCGCUGCUGCACGAGCGCAGGGCCUUGCGAGCGCUGAAGCGAGCUACGACUGCAUCCACUUUGUUAUCUGCAUCCACCCAAGCAACGCGAGUGGCUUAUGGCAGCGUUGCGAUCGCAGAUCCAGAGGUUUACCAGUUCGUAGCCUUCCUGCUGUCACCCGAAGGCUCCGCAUCGUAUCCGGACGAGACCCGGCAGCUGCUGGCUGUGUUAGCUAAAUUCAGUACCAAGCAGACCAUUCAGGCAUCCACAUUGAAGUCGUUUACCCAAUGGGAAGAUGCCGUUGCGCGCUAUGCGGUGGCGGAGACUGCCGGCAGCUGGAGAGUGUUCGUGUUAGUCACGUAUCGCCCUAGACAGCUGCUGCCAUUGUAUAUGGCGUCGGCGAGACGUGCGGUCAAGCUCGUCAAUGCCGUCGUAGCACUGGUGACGGCAAACGCGUACAUCUCCACCCUUGGCGGUGGGCACUUCUUGUGCCGCCAUUUGAGCCAAUCGACGUUGCUGGCCAAGCUGCAGAUUGGGAUUUCAAUGGGACUGAAAGACCCCAUACUGGAGAGCAAGUGUAGGGUGAAUCUGAUGUACAAUGCGCUGCAAUUGGGCAAGUUUAAGCGGGCCAGGAGGAUCUUGAAACGCGAAGAAGUUGUGGCGGAGCAGCUCGAUAGUAGUGAGCUGCGUAACGUCUGCCAUGCUGCCAACGUGUACUUGGACAAGAUGGACCGACUGCACAAGGAGCAAGUGCUGUUUCAUAGGAAGAAUGGACGUCCAGCCACACUGCAUGACAAUUUCUACCGGCAGCGGAUCGUUCGGAUGACGAAGUGAGACAGCAGAGUCUGCCCAAGGAAGGCAUUUCAUUCGCUACGGUAUCCUAGCAAUAAAUUACAAACACGAAGGAUACUGA
This is a messenger RNA of Phytophthora nicotianae INRA-310, 950 nucleotides long. RefSeq lists its product as hypothetical. NCBI's taxonomy places the organism in Eukaryota, Oomycota, Peronosporomycetes, Peronosporales, Peronosporaceae. The coding region runs from base 8 to 871 and encodes 287 amino acids. The record is from RefSeq and is a predicted model, not a curated record. The transcript has 2 exons.